This is a messenger RNA of Hippocampus comes (tiger tail seahorse), 598 nucleotides long. Its product is annotated as glutathione S-transferase omega-1-like. Gene Ontology annotation, biological process: glutathione metabolic process. Lineage: Eukaryota; Metazoa; Chordata; Actinopteri; Syngnathiformes; Syngnathidae. The record is from RefSeq and is a predicted model, not a curated record. Gene Ontology annotation, cellular component: cytoplasm. Gene Ontology annotation, molecular function: glutathione transferase activity; glutathione dehydrogenase (ascorbate) activity. The transcript has 5 exons. The annotation marks the transcript as partial.
GUUUUCCCGGAAGUCAGGGUAAAAUAUAAAUAUUUUCACCCCUCGUCGUUUUUACUCCUCCCUGCAAGUCGUUUGUAUAGAAAAUCCUCCCGUGAGCCGACCCUUUUAAUUGUAAAAAUGGCAAGUGCCAAGUGCGUCGCAAAAGGGUGUGCUGCGCCCGGACCCGUGCCAGCCGGCUCCAUCAGACUAUACAGCAUGAGGUUCUGCCCUUUUGCUCAGAGGACCCUACUGGUGCUGAAUGGAAAAGGGAUCAAGUACGAUAUUGUCAACAUCAACCUGAGAGACAAACCCGAUUGGUUCCUGGAGAAAAAUCCUUUGGGCCAAGUGCCCACACUGGAGACGUCGGCGGGGGAGGGCAUUUACGAGUCUCCCAUCACCUGCGAGUACCUGGACGAGAUGUAUCCUGAGAAGAAGCUGCUUCCCGACAAACCAUUUGGAAAAGCCGAGCACAAGAUGUUGCUGGAGAAAUUUUCCAAGUUAACACCAUUAACCUACAAGAUUCCAAUGGGCAGACUGAAAGGCGAGGAUGUCUCCGGACUUCAUACGGAACUGACGCAGAAGUUCCGAGAAUUAAACGAGCACCUGGCAAAGAAGAAGA